This is a messenger RNA of Solanum tuberosum (potato), 2243 nucleotides long. RefSeq lists its product as uncharacterized. The transcript has a single exon. The record is from RefSeq and is a predicted model, not a curated record. NCBI's taxonomy places the organism in Eukaryota, Viridiplantae, Streptophyta, Magnoliopsida, Solanales, Solanaceae. Bases 148 to 2070 code for a protein of 640 amino acids.
ACGCCAGGUAACCCUUCUUCCAUUUCUCUCUUUUCUUCAUACUGUUCUUCCAUAAUCACACCAUUUAUAAUCAGUAUUAAGUCCAUUAGAGUUUAAUUUCUUGAUGUUAAUUGUGGGUUUAAUCGAUUCUUGAUGCAUUAGCUAUUAAUGGUCAUGUGGGGUUUUAGCUAUUUGCAAAAUCUGUGGCCUUUUUCUGUAUUAAAUCCCAAUGAUUUGAGAAUUUCAGAUGGGUUUGUGAGGAAAUUAGGAAUACCCGAAAGUACCAAACAGUUCGUUUAUGCAAUUCAAGAACCUGAAUCGAAGGCUGUUAUAUACGUAUUGUGUGUGCAGAAUUUAUCUGAGCGAUCUGCUGUUGAUGCCGAGUGUUUGAUUAGGGAAGUUAAGCCUGAGGCUGUAGUUGUCCAAGUGGGUAAUUCUGUAGAUGGUCAUGAAAAUGAGGGAAUUGGGUUGAGAGAUAGUGGUGAUUUAGAGGAGGAGGAGUCGGUACCAACUUCGUCGAUUGAGGUUUUGAAGAGGUGUUUUGUGCAUAAAACUAGUAAGGAGAAGUAUGAGAAUGUGGCGGGGCGAGUUGUUUUGAGAGAGAUAUUUGGGGUUGGGUUUGAUGGGCAUUUCCCUGCUGCCAAGAAAGCAGCUGAAGAGGUUGGUUCGGCUUUCUUGUUGCUUGAGUCACCGUUUGUUAAAUGCAGUUUGUCUGGUGAGUAUUCUGAUGUGGGGGAUGUGGGGUUCGAGAAUAAGUUUGGAGUGUUUGGUUUGGAGGAGGGGUAUGAUAAUAUGCUUGGAGUGUUUGGCUUAGAGGCUGGUAAUAGUUUGGUUCCUCUAAGGACGGGGUUAAUGGUGUCAGGAAAUUCUCAUGGAUUUCGUGUUACAAAUGAUGUUCAGUCUCAGAUGGUGAGGCUGUUGUCAUCACAUUUGGUCAAUUCAAGUUCCUUACAAAAGAUUGGAUCUGAGGAUAUUCAGCAACAGUUGAAUUAUCAAGUACCACAGUUUGCACAGACAGUUUAUCCUUUGCUCCUGGAUCUAUAUAAUAUUUUUGUUGAUAUUCCCUCUAUAGGAAGAGCUCUAGCUUGUGCUCAAAAGAUGUUUCAUGAUGUUUGUAAUGGAGAUGCUGUUAAUACAGAUGUUCUUUCUGAGGUUUAUGUCUUCAAGAUUGCAGUUGAAGGGUUAAGAAUUGCUUUGAACAAUGCUGGUCGGCUCCCACUUAGCAAAAUGGGGUGUCCUACGACUGAAUUUUCUGAGCUUUCUAUUGAGGACAAGUCCCAUGCCCUUGUUGCACAGUCCCUCCGAAGUCAGACCGAGAAGUUCAAAUCAAUAGUUGCAGUAGUAGAUGCCAGUGGCUUAGCUGGACUAAGGAAGCACUGGAGUGUUAAUGUACCUGAGGAAGUAAAGGAAAUUGUUGAGCAGCUGGUCACUGACUCUGAAGACGAUGGGGACAAUUCAAGCCAAAGUGACAAAAAAGGGUUACUAGCUGUUAAGCCAGUGGUAGCUGUUGGGGCUGGUGCAACUGCAGUUUUGGGAGCUUCUUCAUUUUCUAAAGUUGUUCCUGCAUCUACAAUAUUGAAGGUUGUUACCUUCAAAGUCCCUGCUUCUCUAAAAAUCAUGAUCACUCAAACCCAAAAGGCCCUUGCUCUUGCAUUUGGAAAGUCAAACGUAGCAGGCCCUGCAAUGGCAAGUUCUGGUGUCAAAUCAUCUGUCCUUAAGGCAACUGCUUCUGCAGAGAAAAUCCGUGCCGUGGCGCACGGCGUUAUAGCCUCUGCAGAGAAAACUAGCAUCUCAGCCAUGAGAACGGCAUUCUAUGAAAUUAUGAGGAAACACCGAGUACGACCCGUUGGCUUUCUGCCAUGGGCUACCUUUGGGUGCAGUGUAGUUACUUGUGCGAGCUUACUUGUGUAUGGAGAUGGAAUAGAAUGUGUUGCUGAAUCUCUUCCAGCAGCUCCUUCAAUUGCCAGUUUGGGUCGUGGAAUCCAAAGUUUGCAUCAAGCUUCCCUGGCAGUGAAACAAACAGAAAACUCCAGGAUACAAAAGUCAAUAGAGUCUCUUGUGUACAGAUUUAAGAAGAUAAGUAUCUCAUAAAGUGUUCAGUUCCUUUCUCAAGUACAUGAGUCAAUAGUUGAGCCCUAACUUUUUCAUUCAAAUAGAUUUUAGCAAAGAGGUUGUGCAAUUUAUGAUACUUGGGCUUUGUCUGUAUCACAUGUUAUGGCAAGAAGUUCCAAUAAAAUGUGAUUGGAGUUUGGAUGAUUUUUCAA